Molecule: messenger RNA, 1970 nt
Organism: Vombatus ursinus (common wombat)
Lineage: Eukaryota; Metazoa; Chordata; Mammalia; Diprotodontia; Vombatidae
Gene: C8A
Product: complement C8 alpha chain
Exons: 11
Coding region: 78-1844 (588 amino acids)
Biological process (GO): immune response
Cellular component (GO): membrane attack complex
Molecular function (GO): protein binding
Source: RefSeq, a predicted model, not a curated record
AAACAAACCUCAGAUCUCAAUACCUGUGUAAAAGACACACACCUGUUUAAUCUCUUCCACUGUCCUCCCUCAGAGCAAUGGGGCCAUGGCUCCUGAAUGGGAUAAAGGCCUUGACCUUCCUUGUCUUUUGCCUGGUGUCAGACCAGCACCUCACAGCAGCCCAGGAUAAGCUCAGGAGAAGAAUAGGGCAGGCAGAUCAGCCCUCACCUCCCGCUCCAGUUGCUUGUCAGCUUAGUGAAUGGUCAGCGUGGACAGAAUGCUUUCCAUGCCUGGGUACAAAGCAUCGAUACAGAAAACUCCUACAACCGUCCAAGUUUGGGGGAAGCGUAUGUGCUGGAGACCUUUGGGACGAAGCAGCCUGCACCAGCUCUGAAAGCUGUGUGAUGAAAAUCCAAUGUGGCCAUGAUUUCCAGUGUAAGGAAUCAGGUCGUUGCAUCAAGCGGCGCCUUCUAUGUAACGGAGAUCGAGACUGUGAUGAUGGGUCUGAUGAGGAGGGCUGUGAAGAUGCUGGGAUUCUUAAAAAUGAUUGCCUGGAAUUCAACCCCAUCCCUGGAUCAGAAAAGGCAGCCCAGGGGUUUAACAUUCUGACCCAAGAAGAAAAGAUGAAUGUGUAUGACCCUACAUUCUUUGGGGGCUGGUGUGAGCGUGUCUACAAUGGAGACUGGAAGUCUCUCAGAUAUGAUGCCGUCUGUGAGAAUCUCGAUUAUGAUGAGAAGUAUUUCCGUAGACCGUACAACUUUAUCAAGUACCAAUUUGAGACCCAGGCCCAAUAUGAUUUCCACUCACAUUUUUAUAGUCAUGUUGAAGAGCUAACCACAGGCCUACAUAAGGAAAAAUUCAGUUCUUCCAGCAUCUCCAUUGGAAUCCCCAUCUACUCUGUAAUCGUGGGCUUGGGAUUCUCCUGGGCAUCUGGAAAGGGUUCCCUGAAGAAUGUGACUGAGUAUACAGGGAAGGAAUAUGGCUUCAUCCGAGUCUACACAAAAACCCAGACUGCUCACUUCAAGAUGAGGAGAGAUGAAAUCGUCCUGGAUGAGGACAUACUUCAAGCAAUCACUGAGCUCCCUGACCAGUAUGAUUACGGCACAUAUGCCAAGUUUAUCGAUGACUAUGGCACCCACUACAUCACCUCUGGGGCCAUGGGAGGCAUCGCAGAAUAUAUUUUAGUCAUCAACAAGGAAGUCAUGAAAGCAAAAGAGGUUACUGAUGAAGCUGUAAGUUCCUGUUUUGGAGCAUCCCUGGGUAUCCAAUACAAGUUGGUUCAAGGUCAAUUGAUGGGCUCAAGAUGUAAGAAAAGUGGAGAUGCAACCUAUGAAAAGGCCUUGAAAGACAUGGGUGUUAAGGACAUUAUAUCACGCGUGCGCGGUGGAACUGUGGCACCAAGCGGUGGCCUUUCCAACAGCUGGACAGCUGAGACGUAUCUUUCCUGGGGGAGGUCGUUAAAGGAUAAUCCUGCUGUUAUUGAUUUUGAGCUCCUGCCCAUCUUUGCCGUGUUACGUCAAAGCAACCUGGGCCACCAUGAACGUAAAUGGCAGAACAUGAGGCGGGCGCUGGAUGAGUACCUGGAAGAGCAUGACUCGUGCCGUUGUGGGCCCUGCAUCAACAAUGGUGAGCCCAUCCUCGAGGGUACCAACUGCCUGUGCCAGUGUCCCCAGGGUCGAUCUGUUCUUGCCUGUGAGAGAAUGGAGCAACAGGGAAGCCCUGCUGCUGGCCACUGGAGUUGCUGGAGUCCCUGGUCCCCCUGCCAGGCAGGCAUCAAGGAGAGGUCAAGAAGCUGCAACAACCCAGCCCCCCAGAAUGGAGGGCUCUUGUGUCAAGGAUCCAGAACCGAGAGACAGGAGUGCUGAGGGCCACAAGGAGGGCCUUUGCUUGACCUCUCAUCUGUCCAGAGUGCUGAAUGUGGCCACCUCUCUCCACUGUCCCCUACACUUAACUGGCAAUAAUAAUAAAUAUAAUAAACUCAACAAAUUUUA